This is a messenger RNA of Daphnia magna, 648 nucleotides long. RefSeq names its product 1-phosphatidylinositol 4,5-bisphosphate phosphodiesterase delta-1-like. Bases 1 to 648 code for a protein of 215 amino acids. NCBI's taxonomy places the organism in Eukaryota, Metazoa, Arthropoda, Branchiopoda, Diplostraca, Daphniidae. The transcript has a single exon. The record is from RefSeq and is a predicted model, not a curated record. Gene Ontology annotation, biological process: lipid metabolic process; intracellular signal transduction. Gene Ontology annotation, molecular function: phosphatidylinositol-4,5-bisphosphate phospholipase C activity.
AUGAGUCAAAAACGAAAGAUGCGUGAAAUCACAGCUAACCGUUUAAUCAGGUACUAUCCCGGAGGCCAGCGACAAUUAUCUGGCAAUUUUAAUCCGAUUCCCGGAAUGAAUGCCGGGUGCCAAAUAGCUGCUAUGAACAUUCAAACCAAGUGCAGCGAUCUGGCUAUUUACGAAAGCAGAUUCAUUCACGCUGGAAACUGCGGCUAUGCCCUGAAGCCCGAGUUUCUUCUUGACCAGACCGCUCCUCGUAUCAGCCCUAAACGUAUCGUUAUCAAAGUCAUCAGCGGACGCAAUCUUCCGCAAACGGGCAAACGAAUACACACGUACGUCAACAUCCGCGUUCAGGGGGAAAAAGAAGACAAAACGGAAAAGGCGACCAGAAAAGUAAACGAUGAUGGACGCAAUCCGAAAUGGGAAGAAGAGCUCAGAUUCGACGUACGCGUUCCAGAACUCGGAUUUCUCCUGUUUCAAGUGAAACGCUCGCAGUACUUUGGCUUGAAACGUGCGUGCAUAGCGUCGUAUGCUGUCCCGGUGGUUAAUUUAGUUAACGGGCCUUGUUCUAUCCCUCUGCAUGAUGAGAACCUCGUCCCACUGGACAAGACUUAUCUUUUAAUCCAAGUAACGAUAUCGGACAGUUCGUCGGCCUGA